Messenger RNA from Uranotaenia lowii, 1262 nucleotides. RefSeq lists its product as uncharacterized. Gene Ontology annotation, molecular function: nucleic acid binding; zinc ion binding. The transcript has 2 exons. NCBI's taxonomy places the organism in Eukaryota, Metazoa, Arthropoda, Insecta, Diptera, Culicidae. The coding region runs from base 21 to 1262 and encodes 413 amino acids. The record is from RefSeq and is a predicted model, not a curated record.
UACACGCAUCAGACAUAAACAUGACCAGUCCGGGAAAAUACGUGAGAGCGCCUCUCUACGUGGAUUCCGAUUCCGAAGAGAAUUUUGAGGAAAGCUUGAGUACAGCUGCAUUCGAAGACACCGAGUCCGAAACCGAUGAUGUUGUUCAAAUACCUAAGCCGAUAACGAAGAGCCCGGAGAAAAGUGAAACUAUGAAGAGGAUGGACCAUUUCGCUUCACUGCUACAAGCUCUUAUAGAAAAAGAUCGAAAAGAAACCACAUCGGCCGAUGAGGAGAACGACCAGAAUUGGGGAUAUGGACCAGACGAAUCUUGCACACCAGUUGAAGAAAAUUCGAACUCAUUCAUUCGAUGGGACAUGAUCCCAUCUUUCCCGAAGGAUGUUCCAUCCAAUAAGCUAUGGGAAUCUUGGCAAAACUUUCUUGAGAAUUUCGAGAUAUACGCCUCUCUUUCGAAAUCGAGUGAUCCGAUGCAACGAACUAAAUUACUUUACCUAGCUAUGGGAAGUAACCUACAAGGGAUCGUCAAAGCAGCAAGGCUCAAACCAUCUCUCAAAGACCCCCGUUGCUACUCAACGUUCGUGAAAAAUGUGGAUGCCCAUUUGAGAUCGAUGACCGAUACCGCUGCGGAGCAUGAGGCGUUUUCUCUCAUGCGGCAGGAACCAAACGAAUCAGCCGUUAUCUUUCAUUCAAGGCUGACCGCUAAAGUAAGGUUGUGCGGCUACAGUCGCAGGGACGAGGACCGUUUUAUUCGUGCACAACUAGUAAAAGGAAUGUCGAACCGCGACUUAGCAAAAGAAGCGCGAACACAUGACUAUAGUACAAAUCAAAUUGUACAGAUGGCCACAAAAAGCGAGGUUUAUGACGCCGAGAAUGCACGUGCAGCUCCAAGUGCAUUAGCAGUCGACAAGAAACCUUGGGAGCACAGACAAUCAAACUAUCGCAGGGAAAAUCCACCACAGAAUGUGGUCAAACGCAAGUACCAUCAGGACCGUCGUCAGGGAAAUGGCUCAGAUGACGAACUGAACCGUAAACAUCGUAAAGGGACCCCUCGCGAUUACCAGAAGGGCCGCAGGUCACGUUGCUGGCGAUGCGAUUACGUUCACCGGGGUACCACAUGCCCAGCUAAACAUCGCCCAUGCAUUAGAUGCGGGAAAAAUGGACAUUUCAUUGCAACUUGUAAGGAAAACAAGGUUCACAGCAUCGACGAAGUGGAAAAAAAUACCAUCAUUGAAAAAACUGAAAGUGACCAGGUACAGUUUUAA